UUAAUGCGUUAGUUGUAAACAAGGAAGAAAAGGUUUUGUGCAUAAAGGUCAUGUUGAAUGAAUUAACCCAAGCAGUUUUACACAUGUUCUUGGUGUCAAGAUGUCCAGUUCCUCAUGGUGGGCGGCCUCCAAGGAGAAACCAUCUAUGGGGGAUAAAAUUAAGCGAAAGCUGUCUUUGCCAAAGAUGGUGGGCCUAGAAGACGAGAACAAAGUGCGUGGUAACUGGAGUGGUCGACUUGACUUUUUCUUGUCCUGUAUUGGGUAUGCUGUUGGUUUGGGUAACAUAUGGAGGUUUCCUUAUAUCUGUUACAGAAAUGGUGGAGGUGCUUUCCUUAUUCCAUACUGCAUCUUCCUGCUGCUGUGUGGAAUGCCUCUUGUCUUCCUGGAGAUUGCAUAUGGACAGUUUUGCAGCCAGAGUCCCACGGGGGUCUGGAAGCUCAGUCCAAUGUUCAAAGGCAUUGGCUGGGGCAUGGUGAUAGUGUCUGGAAUUGUGUGUAUCUACUACAACAUCAUCAUCACGUGGACCCUGUACUACUUGCUGAUGUCCUUCCAAGCAGUUCUUCCAUGGAGUCACUGCAAUAAUGACUGGAAUGAUGAGAAUUGUGCUCUGUGGCAUAAACGUAGUCCUAACGCUACCAACCAUACACACCAGGGACCCCUAGAUCCAUUGCUAGAUGGCGCUGGGGUGGUGAGGCUGAUGGGAAAUUUGACUGCCAAUAGCAGUGCCAGCUACUGGAUGCACUAUGGGGUGGAUGGUACUAACAGCACUAAUGUAACCAUACAGAGGGAGUCUCCUAGUGAGCAGUACUGGCAAAACCAUGUACUUGAGUUGUCAGAGGGUAUAGAAAACAUCGGUCCCAUUCGCUGGCAGCUGUUGCUGUGCCUGAUAUUUGCCUGGGUUAUGAUCUUCUUGUGUUUGUGUAAAGGUGUAAAAUCUUCUGGAAAGGUUGUUUAUGUUACAGCCACGUUUCCUUACUUGGUAUUGAUUAUAUUACUGGUGCGCGGAGUCACACUUCCAGGCUCUAUGGAGGGGAUAAAGUAUUAUCUUAUUCCUAAAUGGGAGAAACUGCUGAGCUUUAAGGUGUGGGCCGAGGCAGCGGGACAGAUCUUCUACUCUGUUGGUGCUGCUUGGGGGGCCAUGAUCACAUUUGCCAGCUACAACCGCUUCCAGAAUAACUGCCUAAGGGAUGCAAUAAUAGUUCCAUUGCUGAAUGAAGGAACCAGUAUAUUUGCUGGCUUUGUCAUCUUUUCAAUCAUUGGCUUCAUGGCACAAGAAACUGGAAGGACUGUUGAUGCUGUCAUCACUCAAGGUCCAGGAUUGGCAUUUGUGGUGUACCCAGGGGCCUUGGCCAAGCUGCCUAUCUCUCCCAUGUGGGCAGUGCUGUUCUUUCUGAUGUUACUGACUGUAGGGGUGGAUAGCCAGUUUGGUAUGUUUGAGACUAUGACAUCUGCCUUUGUGGAUGAGUACCCGCAUUUCCUGAGGAAGAGGAAGACCCUGUUUAUUGCUGCCACUUGUUUUGUACAGUUCCUUCUUGGAAUUGUUAUUGUUACUAAGGGUGGGAUCUAUAUCCUCCAGAUCAUGGACUGGUACAGCUCCACGUAUUCACUUAUGGUCUUCUCCUUUAUGGAGUGUAUUGUGGUGGCCUAUGUGUAUGGAGUCGACCGCUUUUAUGAGGACAUAGAGCUGAUGAUUGGGCGUAAGCCUCCAAUACUGUACAAAUAUUCCUGGCUGUUUGUGACCCCAGCAGUGAUACUUUUCAUCUUUGUCGCCACCUUCCUUCAACAUGAGUCGGUAACAUAUGGGGAUUACCAUUAUCCAGCAUGGGCUAUUGUUCUUGGGUGGCUCCUAGCCCUCUGCUCUAUACUGCCUAUACCUGGAAUAAUGAUUCUGAAGAUUGUGAGGGAAAAAGGGCCAAUCUUGCAGAGAAUCAAGAAGCUCUGUCGCCCGGCAGUGGACUGGGGUCCAGUGCCAACCAAGUUCCGUGAGCAGUACUAUGAAUCCCUCAGCCCAGCCCGCUGCCAGUGGUUACGAGAGUUUCACCCAGAAAUGAAAUUUACAGUGAAUCAGUUAGAGGAUGAAGGCAUUAUGAUGAAACCGCUGAAACCAAAUGAUUCCCUGCAUGAUAAGCCAGCUUCAGUUCCCCAUGAAGAGAAAGCUUUGAUUCAAGGACAGCAAGAGUGUAACAAUGUAUAACAUGAAAUGAGAAGAAAAGAAAAACUUUUGUAUCUUUAUUAGUGGGGUGAGCAAACUUUACACUAACAAAAUUGUUGGAAGAGGCCUUUAUAUAUAUA
Messenger RNA from Lingula anatina, 2292 nucleotides. RefSeq names its product sodium- and chloride-dependent glycine transporter 1. The record is from RefSeq and is a predicted model, not a curated record. Gene Ontology annotation, biological process: amino acid import across plasma membrane; sodium ion transmembrane transport; nitrogen compound transport. NCBI's taxonomy places the organism in Eukaryota, Metazoa, Brachiopoda, Lingulata, Lingulida, Lingulidae. Gene Ontology annotation, molecular function: amino acid:sodium symporter activity. Gene Ontology annotation, cellular component: plasma membrane.